AUGAGGCGAUGUAUCCCCGCUCGUGGUGGCUUCACGAUGAAGUAUAAAAAAGGCACCGGCCUCUGGGAUGAGGAUCACGUUAACGACUACAAGACAAACCGUUAUCUCUCAGCUCGCGCUACAAUGCGGUGGUACCAGGAAAUGGAGCGUCAUCAAACCCGAAACAGCCUUAACGCACGCCGCGCGACGCAGAGCCACAACAACAACCGGGGGCUUCACCACACCGGCCGUGGUGCCUUUGAGCGAGAGUUGGAGCGGCGUGGUGUACAGGUGGAGAAAUACCCGCUAACAACAACAACUGGGGCGAUGCGAGUGGCGGAGCUGGUGAUACUUCGCCGCAUGGAGUUGGAGAAAAGGGCCGAAGAGGCGUUAGCAGAACAGCGUGCGGAGCUUCAGAAAAAAAACCCGACACCGUCCGAGUGGUACGACGAGUCGAAGGGCCCACUGAACCCCAACUUCUUGCGGUCGAUGCGCUCUCAUUAUGAGGUGGAUAUAGCAAACCUCCCAGACACACCGCUCAUACGGGGACAAAGGGAGUUCUUCAUAGGAGAAGAGAGGGGGAACGGAGCAGCUUGA
Molecule: messenger RNA, 576 nt
Organism: Trypanosoma brucei brucei TREU927
Lineage: Eukaryota; Euglenozoa; Kinetoplastea; Trypanosomatida; Trypanosomatidae
Exons: 1
Coding region: 1-576 (191 amino acids)
Source: RefSeq, a predicted model, not a curated record